AUGGCAGUUAUUCUGGGAGGUGCCAAAGUACCAUCUGUGACUAUUCGUCAAGGCACCAUCAUUGGUAGGGUUCUACAACACAACAUUCCACAGUCGGUGGAAGCGUUUCUUGGGGUUCCAUAUGCUCUUCCUCCAACCGGCGAAAGAAGAUUCAUGCCACCAGUUCCUGUCAAUUCAUCGGAUGAUGUUAUUGAUGCCACUAGCUGUGGGAAUAGGUGCCCAUCUUCCCCUCUAAUGCCGCUCGAUGGAUGGUCUGAAGAUUGUUUGAACGUGAAUAUAUUCCGUCCACAAACACGAGAUGCGACUAAGAAACUACCGGUCGCAGUAUAUUUCCAUGGUGGUGCUUUUAACCUUGGCAGUGGGGGGAGCCACAACUCUGCAUCCAUGAUGGCAUGGUCCGAAAAGCCUUACAUUGCAGUGAAUUUUAAUUACAGACUUGGGGCAUUUGGCUUUCUGUCAUCGGAGCUUGCAGCAAAGGACGGGGCCCUCAAUGUGGGCCUGCGUGACCAGAUCCUCCUGUUGAAGUGGGUUCAAGAGAACAUCGGAGCGUUUGGAGGAGAUCCGAAUCAAGUCACCCUAUUUGGAUUGUCCGCUGGAGCACAUUCUAUCGGCCAUCUUGUCAUGCUUCACAACGAAUCAGCACCACCCAUUUUCCACCGUGUGAUGAUAGAAUCAGGUGCCGCAACUUCCCGCGCCGUUUACCCCUACAACAACAAACUCCAUGAAAACCAAUUCACAGAAUUCCUCGUCGAAGCCGGCUGCUCUAACCUCACAGAACAAGAGACCUUCCCAUGCCUACGUGGCAAGCCCGCGUUAACCAUCGCCGGGGCCUCAUCCAGGAUAUUCUCUCGCUACGAACCUUCAAACCGCUGGGCAUUCCAACCAGUCAUCGACGGCGAUAUCAUUCAACAAGCUCCAAUCCGCGGCUGGGAAACCGGCAAGUGGAAUGAAGUCCCCAUUCUGACCGGUUACAACACGAACGAAGGAGCCCCUUUCGUGCCCUCUGGAAUGUCCAAGUCAGAAGAAUUCAUCGAAUUCUUUAGCACGCUUAUCCCCGCGAUGCCCGAAUCGGACCUGCAGAGACUCGACAAACUCUAUCCAGAUCCACUAAAAGAUCCAUCCUCUCCCUAUGUAGAGAUGCGAAAUAUUGAAGUUGGUUCUCAGUUCAAACGAGCAGAGGCCGCCUACGGCCAUUUCGCAUACAUAUGUCCCAUACGACAAACAGCCCACCACGCAUCUGGCGGCCAGGAGGCGCCUGUCUUUUUGUAUCACUGGGCUCUGAUCAAGACUGUCAAGGGUGGUGCAAGCCAUGGAGAUCAGGUCGAGUACGAAACCUAUAGCCCCGCCGUGCGGGAGAUUUCUGAUGCGCAGGAUGAAAUGGCCGGGACGCUGCAUGCGUAUUUCACGUCCUUCAUCACCACUGGUGACCCUAAUGCAGUUCCAGGUAGAUUUCCGAAUCGGCCUGUGUGGAAGGCAUUUGGUGGGGGAUGGUGGAAGAAGAACAGGACUCUCAUGUUGUUUGGAGACGGAAAUGAUGAGAGAGCUGGGGGGAAUGGGGUGGGGAUAAUGGCGCAGGUGGUCGACGAUGAUUGGAGUCAGGAGGAAUGCGAGUUUUGGUCGGAAAGGAGUAUAAUGACAGAAUCUUGA
This is a messenger RNA of Paracoccidioides brasiliensis Pb18, 1647 nucleotides long. RefSeq lists its product as uncharacterized. Bases 1 to 1647 code for a protein of 548 amino acids. The transcript is spliced from 5 exons. The record is from RefSeq and is a predicted model, not a curated record.